AUGUCCGGUGAUUGUUGCAGACUCCCUCCCGUUCAAGCUGAAUACACAGCUAAGGGAACUUACACCACUAUUGGUGAUUUGAAGACUUACGCUGUCGGUCCCGAAGACGCCAAAAUCGCCGUCGUGAUCGUAUAUGAUAUCUUUGGUUUCAGUCCUCAGGCCACGCAGGGUGCCGAUUUACUUGCUUCUCAAGGAUACAGAGUCUUAUUACCUGACUUCUUACUCGGCAAAUAUGCUGAUGGAGCGAUGUUUGCACCUGGAGGUGAAGAAAAAAGAGCAAAGUUCUUCUCCGCAUUCCCAGGUGCUAUCUCAACUCAAUACGAACCUCUUGCUAAAUUCGUUCAAUCGAUCAGAGAACCUGGUACAUUCGAAAAAGUAGCCGCUGUAGGAUGCUGUUGGGGAUAUAAAGUCGUUGCUGGAUCCAAUAAGAAUGCUGGUGUAGAUGCUAUCAUUGGUACUUCUCCAUCAUUCGCAGCUCCAGAAGAUGCUGAAAACAUCAAUGUCCCCCUUCUCCUACUCCCCUCAGGCGGUGAAGAUAUGGAAGUUAUGAGCGCUAUCAUCAAAUCGGUAGAUCAGAAAAAUCCAGGCAAAAACUUCUUGAAGCAUUAUUCAGAUAUGCCCCAUGGAUGGAUGGCUGCUCGUGGUGAUCUUUCCGGUGGUAAAGCUACCGAUGCUUACGCUGAUGGAUAUAACGUCGUCGCUAAAUUCAUUAAAGACACUUUUUAA
Messenger RNA from Kwoniella shivajii, 726 nucleotides. RefSeq lists its product as uncharacterized. Gene Ontology annotation, molecular function: hydrolase activity. Lineage: Eukaryota; Fungi; Basidiomycota; Tremellomycetes; Tremellales; Cryptococcaceae. The record is from RefSeq and is a predicted model, not a curated record. The coding region runs from base 1 to 726 and encodes 241 amino acids. The transcript has 7 exons.